Phycomyces blakesleeanus NRRL 1555(-) is the source of this 1275-nucleotide messenger RNA. RefSeq lists its product as hypothetical. NCBI's taxonomy places the organism in Eukaryota, Fungi, Mucoromycota, Mucoromycetes, Mucorales, Phycomycetaceae. The transcript has 5 exons. Gene Ontology annotation, molecular function: GTPase activator activity. The record is from RefSeq and is a predicted model, not a curated record. Gene Ontology annotation, cellular component: cytoskeleton; cytoplasm. Bases 1 to 1275 code for a protein of 424 amino acids. Gene Ontology annotation, biological process: signal transduction.
AUGUGCUGUGGGGGGGUUAGGCCAACUCUUCCAACUGGUCUUCGCCAGGAUAUCAAUCGAUUCGCUAUUGACGGAUUUGCCCAAAAAUACUUUUCCACUCACAAAAGAGGGCUCUUUAGACGCAGAGUUCCUAUGACCGAGAUGCUUCAAUGGACAAAGGAUUCACUUCGACAACCUCUGAUAAUGCUCAACAAAGAACUCUACAAAGACGCCCUUCGAUGCUUUAAACUAGUCCAGACAAUUAUGGGAGAUAGACCACGUCCUAGAAGUAUGACAGAAAUUGAGGAUUACCAGAGCAUUCUUGUGUGCGGCAUUACCAAGGGACAGAUGCGAGAUGAGAUCUAUGUACAGGUCUGUAAACAGAUUCGUGAUAAUCCUAGUGGAGAGAGUAUCAAAAGGGGAUGGGAAAUCUUGUGUGUUAUCAGCGUCACAUUUCCUCCCUCAAAAAACCUUGAAGGAUAUCUUGGCCACUUUGUUGAACAGCACCACCACACCAAAGAAAAUCAGACUGAUGUCAUGAGCCGACAUGUGUCAACAAAACUAAAGCGGAUCUGUAUCAGAGGAGCCAAGGGUAAGGUUCUCACUCCACCUGAAAUCGAGCGUGCAAAGGAAGCACCUUUUAAACCAAGUGUAUUUGGAGAAUCACUUGAAUUCAUCAUGGGGCUCCAGAAAAAUAAGGAGCAAGUCAAAUCUCUCCAAUUGCCUCAGAUUGUACCAUUUUUAGCUGAAGCAGUCCGUGAAAUGAAUGGCCAGAAAUCUGAAGGCAUAUUCCGAGUAUCUGGAGACGCAGAUGCAGUUACAGAUCUGCGUAUUCGCAUUGAAAACGGCAACUACGACACCUCUCUAAUUACAGACCCCAAUGUGCCGGCUAGUUUGAUUAAGCUUUGGCUGAGAGAACUAUCCAGUCCACUCAUCUUGCCAGAGUUUUAUGAUGGCUGUAUUCGAUGUGCCGAAGAUCCUGCAAAAGCACUAGCGAUCGUGAAUGCCCUUCCACACAUCAACCGACGAAUUGUGCUGUACAUGAUCAGCUUCUUGCAAGACUUUACUGACCCGGUCAUCACCGAACACACACUAAUGAACAUCUCUAAUCUUGCCAUGGUGUUUGCACCAAACUUCUUGCGCUGCCCUUCAGAGAGCCUGACGACCGUCUUUGAGAACUCUAAAUACGAACAGUCCUUCCUCAAGACCCUUAUUACUGAAAUAUCUGUCGAUCGUAAUAUGUGUCUUUACGAUGAAGAUGCUAGCCUAGUCACCGGCCAACUAAUGAAAGGUUAA